UUUUCGGUAUUUGCCCUUCUCAAUAAUGUCUGCCGGAGCCUUUGGGCUUUGAAUUGCGCGACCGUGACGUAACUGAAAGCGCCAGAGAGUGUAGUUAUUAGUGGAACACGCUGUUUCCGCUUCAUAAGUAGGACAGACCGCACUGUAUGGAACAGUUACUGUGGACUCCUACUGGACACCAUGUCAUCCGAGGCUAUAGUGGAGAAUAACAAGACCAAUCUAGAAUCUAACGAUGAGGGAAGCUUGGCAACAAACGUUGUUGAUAAUGAAGACACACAGGGGACAGAGGAAUGUACAACACCAAAUGUGGUGUCGAAGCGUCAAAUGAAGAAACUGUUAAAACAAAAACAGUGGGAAGACCAGAGGGAUUUGAGAAAGCAAAAGCGGAAAGAAAAAAGACAAAAGAGGAAACUGGAGCGUCAGGCGCAACAGGAGCAACUUGUCGAUAGUAACAGCAGAAAACGAAUCCGCAGGGAAAUUCAACCCAGCACUAUUCGACUUGUUAUUGACUGCAGCUUCGAUCAUUUGAUGGCAUUAAGGGAUAUAAAAAAGCUGAACAAGCAAAUCCGGCGGUGCUAUGCAGAAAAUCGUCGUGCAACACAUCCUUCUCAGCUCUAUUUAACCAGUCAUGGUGGACAACUGAAGAGUAACAUGGAUGAAUAUGAUAAAGGAUGGCUUAACUGGAAGGAUAUCCAUAUUAAACCUGAGCAUUUCAAAGAUCUCAUGAAGGCUGAAGACUUAGUUUACCUUACUUCUGAUUCCCCCAAUGUUCUCAGUGAGCUUGACGAGACUAAAGCUUACAUUAUUGGCGGUCUGGUAGAUCAUAAUCAUCACAAGGGGAUUACAUACAAGCAGGCACUGGAUCUUGGAAUCAGCCAUGCGCAGCUUCCCCUUUCAAGCUUUGUGAAAAUGAAUAGUCGAAAAGUAUUGGCAGUGAAUCACGUUUUUGAGAUCAUGCUUGCUUUCCUGGAAAAGAGAAACUGGAAAGAGGCCUUUUUUUGUGUUCUACCUCAGAGAAAGGGAGCAGUUCCACUCAAUGAAAAUGGUAAUACCCCUGCUGAUCCAUCGCCUGACCAAGAAGACGAGGAGGAACUGCAUAGUGACUCAAGUUUGGAAGAAAAUGAUCCAACUACGGAAGAUAUCAACCCAGAAAAUGAAAAAAGCUGACUUGACUAUGAACUAAUCUGAUUGUGUAUUUAUUUCCAUUGUAGGAUCAGGAUUGAUUCCUUGAAAGCUUUGUGUACUACAAACAACAUUUAAAAUGGCUGCCCAUUUGUUUGAAGACGAUACAAUACUUUGCAGCCUUCUUAAAGACUAAUAUGUUAGCUUUUUUAUGAGUACAUUUUUUUUAAAUAUACAAAUUUAUAUAAUUUAACAUUUGUUUUGUUUU
Messenger RNA from Spea bombifrons (plains spadefoot toad), 1390 nucleotides. RefSeq names its product tRNA methyltransferase 10A (gene TRMT10A). The record is from RefSeq and is a predicted model, not a curated record. Gene Ontology annotation, molecular function: tRNA binding. The transcript has 8 exons. Gene Ontology annotation, biological process: tRNA N1-guanine methylation. NCBI's taxonomy places the organism in Eukaryota, Metazoa, Chordata, Amphibia, Anura, Pelobatidae. The coding region runs from base 181 to 1167 and encodes 328 amino acids. Gene Ontology annotation, cellular component: cytosol; nucleoplasm; nucleus.